ACUCCCUUCGCUACUCUUAGUUUCAAUUUUAACGUCGACCAAGCUGCCGGCUCCUUCGAUUCGACCGCAUGUUUUGAAAGUGUCCGUGUGUGAGUGACUAUCUGUGUGUGUAUACGGUAUUGAAAUUGUGAGUCAGCGCGAUACAUACAUAUAAGGACAGAAGUGAACAUGGGAGCAAAGCAGAGUAAGCGGUCGGUGGACAUAAGCGGCAAGGAAGCCGAGAACGCCGGUGAAGUGGCGGCGGCGGGCGCCGGCGGCGAGGGCCGCGUCGAGGCGCUCGCCGACGCCGACGCCGGCGUCAAGCCGCAGCUCAACGGCGACGCGCACAUACAGCCCCCGCUCGAGAUCUCAGACAAAGAGAAACAGCUCGACAGCGGGACUCCCGAGAACGAAAAGGACGCAACAACAGAGAAGGAAGGCAAAGAGGAACAGAACGGAGAGAAGGAACCCACACCCGUCACCAACGGAGACAGCGAGCAAAAAGAGGAGAACGGGGAAUCCGUGCCCACGCCCGAGGACGGCAAGAAACCUAAGAAGGAGAAGGUCAAGAAAAAAUGGUCACUGAGGUCCAUCAGUUUCAGCAGAAAAGACAAGCCAAAGCAGGAGAAGAAAUCCAAGGACGAGGAGCCCAAAACUAACGGCGAGCCAGAGAAAGUGCCGGAAGAGGCGGCCGAAGCCACCCCGGAGUCCGUCGAGAAUAAAAUAGCGGAAGUCGCGCAGCCCAUCGUCGAGACGAAGGAGGAGAAGACCCCCGAGACGCCCGUCACCGAGCCCCUGACCAACGGCAGCAGCACGCCCGACUCGCCCAAGCCCGAGCUCGCCGCCGACCCGCCCGCCGCCGCCGAGCCCGCGCCCGUCGCCGCACCGUCGAGCCGCGCCCGCGCCCGCACCCGUCACACCCGCACCCGCACCCGUCGCCGUCAGCGACACGACGCCCGAACAGCUCCCGGUCAACGGCCUCUCGCUAGACGAGCCCAAACCCUCGGCGCCCGCGGAGCCCGCCGUGCAGGACAGCCAGCCCGCGCCGGCGCCGGCCAACACAGAGGUUUGGCCGCCCCCCCUCCACACCCCGCGCCCCCGCCGCUCCCCGCCAGCCCGCCCCCCUCCUGCGUCGCGUCCUUCGCCGCCACCACCAUGGCCCCCGAGCUGCUGCACGCCGAGCCCGUGUCGCCCGCUGCACCUGAACACCUACACGAAACUAGUGCUGAGGCGAGACAGACUGAUAACACUAAUUUAGUUGUAACUCAAAUUUCCCCUCCCUUGAAGGAAACCGCCCCGGCGCCGGUGACCGCGAACGAAGAUGGAGACUGUGAGGCUCCCUCCGCUAGCGAAAUUAUCGAUGCUCCCGAGGAGAUUAAACCCGAAUCUGAGAUGAUUAAACCCGAACCUGAGGCGAUUAACCGCGAACCCAAGGCGAUCAAAACGGAAGAAACGUUAGCGAACGAGCGCGUCGUCGCCGACAGUAUUAAAACGCCCGUAGAAUCGGUCGAAAUUGCCGAAAUCCCCAAAGCGGAGCCCGAAAUCGAAAGCGAAGUCGUGGACCCCCCGAGUGUCGACAGUGACGCCCCGGUACCGAACGUGAACGGAAACGACUCGAUAAAAACGGAAAGUCCGGCAGCGGAGCGGGCGAACGGUAUCGACGACGUGGCGGCCGUCGAGCCCGGCUCCGAGACGGACGAGCCCUCCGAGCCGGCCUCGUGCGGCGAGGAGCUGCCGCCGCCGCCGCCCGAGGACGAGCUGCCCGCGCCCGUCGUCAGCAACGGCCACCACGACACCGACGACAUCCCCGACGACGCCGAACAGAAAAUACUAAAGAGCAAGAAAGUAGACGCGCUCGGGAACAUAGUGGCGGAGGUGGAGUGCAACGGGAACGGCGACGCGGAGUCGCCCGCGCCGGCGUCCGAGUCGGGCUCGCUGCCGCCGCCGCCCGCCGAGCCCGCCGCCGCAGACCAGGAGCCCCUGCCCAUCGCGGACAAGAUCGCCGACUUGAUACCAGAGAUCCCGACCAUCCCCGAACUGAAGACCGAAACGGAGAGCGCGGUGGCGGUGGCGGACUAGAGCAGGGAGCAGCGUCCAGAACAAGCCUUUAAUUUAUUCCCAUUUCGUGGUAAAGAGUGUCGAACUAAGUUCGCUCGUUUCACGUUCGGUUUUAAAUGUGACCUUUCAUAUA
This is a messenger RNA of Leguminivora glycinivorella, 2170 nucleotides long. RefSeq names its product cell surface glycoprotein 1-like (gene Akap200). NCBI's taxonomy places the organism in Eukaryota, Metazoa, Arthropoda, Insecta, Lepidoptera, Tortricidae. The record is from RefSeq and is a predicted model, not a curated record.